CUGGCCAGCUCGCACUUUCCCCGCAACAGCCAGCAGCAGAUUUUGCAUUUUCGGACAUUGGUUUGCAUUUGUGGCAAAUUUUCGCGACAUUUUCCUCCAGGAAGCACCCCGGCCGCGGUUUCCGUCCAGUUUCUCGGGUGCGUGUGCGUGUAUGUGUGACCACUUCCGGCAGCUUUACGGGUGAUUGUUGAGGCGGGUUUUGUGUGUGCAUUUGGCAAACUCAAAAGGAAAAAGUAAUUGUUGUUUACAUUCAAUUUGACCAAAGGAAAAAGCCAGUGUCGUGGAAUUUUGUCCGAGGUUCAGUGGCCAAACGGUGUGACCUACAAUCCGGCUUUUGAAAGUGUUUGAACCGGUAUCGCUGUCUGGGGGGGAAAGGAAGUAGAAGCAAUGAUGUCUGCAAGCGGUGGUGACGGGCUGGGAGGGCACGCGGGGGCGGCAGGUGGCAAAAGUGACACGUCGUCACGGGGCGGGCCGGUUCCGUUUAAGAAUCCGCUGCUGUCGAUGCAGGUUACCGGGCUGACGUUGGACGACUUUGCCCACAACGCGAUGCUGCUGCCGGCGGCCCCCGCACCGAUGCUGGAGGUCAGCCGCGAGCCGGAGACAACAGACAUUAAAAAACCGCACGUAUUCAGCUCGGUUCCGCCGGAACUCCAAGAUCCGGACAGCUUCAGCGAGAUCGACCUUCACUCCACGGUCGACCAACAUUCGAACCGGGCACCGUCCGCAUCGACCACCAUCGAGUACAACCCACUGCAGGAUCUAGACCUCGAUCCGGCGUCACCACCGUCGGAACCUGCCAACGGUGGCGGCUUCGUGCAGCAGACCUCGUCCAUAACUGCCCAGUUUGCGGCCCAGCUGCCGAACGUUGCCUCGACUGUGUUUUCGACCUUUUCGAGGGUAAUUAAGGGAACGUCGCCGGGACCACAGGUGGUGCAGCCGCAGCAGCAACCUCAGCAUUACGUCCCACAGCCUCCGGAACCAGUCGUUGCGUACGACUACUCCCAUCAGCCGCAGGAUUUGGGUGGGUACCCGGAAGUGCCUCCAAUAGCGCCUACUUUCUUUAAUCCGGUUACGGUCGGACCGGCAGUUCCUCCGCCUGCGGCGGUUCCUGUUGGUGGGUCGAACACCUACCGAUUGGGCGGUGCCAAGAAGAAGAUCUACGCCCACAUACCGGGACUGAGCUCGACAGGACCGGUGCCCACGGUGAAGGCUCCGGAACAGGGCCCGAUCCCGGAAGUGCUCGAAAGUCAACCGGAGGUUCAACCGCCGAAGGGUGGACUUUCGUUCUUCGAGAAGAUUCCUAAUUUGCUGGAGAAGAUUCCAAAGCCAGUCGGGUUUAGUGGUGGUCCCCAGCCGGAAGUAGCUGCACCGAGUCCGAUCGACUACUUUGGUGGACAGCAAGUUACACCAACGUACGGGCAGCCAUUGCCACCCGUAGUUCAACCUUCGUACGGACCACCUGAAGUUCCUCCACUGACCCAGCCGAGACCUCCUUCGGGAGAACCGGAAACUCUUCCACCUCCGCCGACCUUUUUCAGUCCUGGUCAAGUAGCGUCGGUUCCGAACCUACCCCAGAACCAACCCUCCAAGAACCCGUACAGCUCCAGUCGACUCAGUAGAGGUGUUGGCCUGUACAAGAACCCGCUAGCUCCACCACCUCCGGUGGCCGCUCCGACCUUCCUGCCCAACCAGGAACCUCCUCGAAACUUCUUCCAGCCACCCGCGCCAGAACAUCCAGUCCAACAAUACCCGCCACCUACUCCCGACACAAGCCUAUCCAACUCACGACCACACUCUUCACUGAGCAGCUCUCAACUGUUUGCCGCGGCGCCCUUCGAACCCUCGCCAGAUCCCCCGGAAACCAAAACCGUCCUCGACAGUCGAUCCAAGUCUACGGAGAACGUCCUUUCGCCUCCGCCACGACCCAACUCGAACCUCAGCGAGCCAGCCCUCUUCACCGAGAGUCGUCCGUUGAGCGUGUUCAACCCGGAACCUGCUCCGGCGGAGGUAAACUUCUUCAACCCGAAGACAAGUUUCAACCAGGUGCCACCACCACCGGUAGCGACGCUUCCACCACCUCCAACAACUGGAACCGUUCCUGGCAGCAAUCCGUACAACCUCCAGAAGACCCGUAAACCUACGUACGCCGUUCCACCAAGUCUUGCUCCAGCUCAACCGACGAACUUCUUCCAACCGGCAGCAGCGUUCUUCAACCCAGAACCUGCCGCUCCAGUAGCCCUUUUCAACCCGGCGCCCGUUGAACCAGUUGUUCAAGUUCCGCCUCCGGCGGCGUUCUUCAACCCAAUCAACGUUCCCGCACCAGCACCGACCCCAACUCAAUCACCUGUUACAAACGACUUCAACGCCAACCCGAACCUAAUCGCUCCGGUCCCUUUGAAGACCACCAACCACCAGGAUAUCAACGCGAAUCCCGCGAACUUAUUCGACACCCCAGCAACUAGUCAACAACCUCCACUUCCGCCGCAGGUCAACGACCUGAACGCAAACUUCUUCAACCUCCAACUCGCGCCACCGGCGCCAGCCCCCGCAUCCAAUCCACUAGACUUCUUCAACAGUCCGGAACAGGCGCCAGCAGCAGCAGCAGCAGCCACGGGUCAAGCACAGUCGCAAUCCGCUCAGCUGUUUAGCUUCUUCGGACAGCCGGAGCGGCCGGCGCAGCCACCAUCUACACAAGCGAUCAAUUUCUUUGGCCAACAGCAGCAGCAGCAAGAGGAGGAAGCGGGAACGGACGAAAGUGACGGCCUGCAGGUGCCGAUAAUCGAGCCGGAGGACGCGGAGGAAGUGCCGGAAGCGGAGACGAAUCCCGCUGGCGAGACUGCGCGACGCAACGCGGUCAACGAUAGCCAGCUGGACGACCGGUACGACGAUCCCGUAGAGCAGGAGCGGAUUGGGAACGCGCCGGAGCCGAUCUUCAGCAGUGAUAACCUGUUUGAGUUUAAGAGGUCCGCCUUCGAGGACGACACCUACUCCAAGGACGUCCUAAUCGACGCCAACAGCAGCAGCAUGGCAGCGAUGACCGCGACGGUAGCGGGCGCAACCGGUGGCAGCAGCGCCGGAGGUGGCCCCCUCGGCGGAACGGCAAACGCCGUGGACACUUCGAUGGCAUCGAUCCACGAGACACCGCCCUCGACGGCGGCCGCCAGUAGCACCACCAACGUGGCGUACAGACCAAUCUACCGGCACUGGUUCUUCCGGCGGGAGAUUGAGGGCAAGUCGCUGUGGACGCCGUUUUCGAUGACGGAUUCGUUGGCGUUGGAGGACGCGUUGCCGCUGGCGAGUGUGGAGGGGGAGGAGAGCGAGGAGGUGAUGGUGCACGUGGACGGAGGUCGGCACGACGUGUCGGUUCGGGAGCGGAAGAUGACGCCGGUUUACUGGAAGGGAGCGACGCAGGAUGUUCGGCGGUGUUCGUGGUUCUACAAGAAUGUGGACUCGCGGUUCGUGCCGUAUGAGGAGGAGGUCGCGGAACUGCUCGAGCGCGAGUACAAGGAGGCGGCCACUUCUGGGGAGUGGCACAGGCGGGUGGUUUUGCCGAACGGGGAAACGGUUGUGUUUCACGGAGCUUCGGUUAUUGUGCACUUUUUGCAGACGCAGAACCCGGACUCGUGGGGUGGAAGCUCGCCAGUGCCGUCAACGACGAAUCGACCUCGGGUGGUUAAGCGUGGGGUUGAUGAGUUUAACAUUGAAGACGGUGAACCGGAGCGAGUCGAUCAUCUGCUGUUUAUGGUUCAUGGAAUUGGUGAAGCUUGCGAUCUGCGGUUCCGCCCGGUUGAGGAAGUGGUCGACGAGUUUCGUAGUAUUUCCGCUCAGCUGGUGCAGAGUCACUACCGGUCCUCGUUCGAUCGGGGUGACAUUGGCCGGGUGGAGAUCCUUCCGAUAUCUUGGCACAACGACCUGCACUCGGAAGAGUCCGGCAUCGACAAGAAGCUGAAGGCCAUCACGCUGGACUCGAUUCCGAAGCUGCGCAAUUUUACCAACGACACCGUGCUGGACGUGCUGUUCUACACCAGUCCUGUUUUUUGUCAGAACAUAAUCGACGCCGUUGGCAAGUCGCUGAACCGGCUGUACACGCUGUUCCUGCAGCGCAAUCCGGACUUUGGUGGAGGCGUUUCGCUGGCCGGCCACUCGCUCGGCUCGUUGAUCCUGUUUGACCUGCUGUGCCACCAGAAGGUUCAACCGGUGGAGACGGAAAAUUCGACCAAGAAGUUAAAGAAAAAGAAGCAAAAAAAGGAGAAUCCGGACGGCGACAAAGUUCCCGCCCUGAACAGCAUCCACCCGAAACAUCGCCCUCUGUCGCGCAAAUGCUCCCAGCAGAUUAACUACGAGGUCGGCCCAGCCGGAACCGGCCAACCCUACAUCUCGUACCCUCAGCUCCUAUUCCAACCGAAAAAGUUCUUCGCCCUCGGCUCCCCGAUCGGGAUGUUCGUCACCGUGCGAGGAAUCGACACGCUCGGACUGGACUUCAAGCUGCCGACCUGCGACGGAUUCUUCAACAUCUUCCACCCGUACGACCCGGUCGCGUACCGAAUCGAAGCCCUCGUCAACCCGGAACUCAGCCAGCUCCGGCCGGUCCUCAUCCCGCAUCACAAGGGCCGCAAGCGGAUGCAUCUGGAGCUCAAGGAGACGAUGCUGCGCGUCGGCACCGACCUCAAGCAGAAGGUGCUGGACACGUUCCGCAACACGAUGGACGCGGUCUUCUCCAUCACGCAGCUCAACCGACCCGAUCCCAAGGCGAUCGAGCACGAGGUGGACAAGGUGAUCGAGGAUCAACUCAAGUUCGAAACCGGCUCCUCUACCGUUUCUUCCGUGGCCGAUCUGGACACUGGCGAGACGGACCUCCCCCUCGGCAAACUCAACGGGUCACGUCGCGUUGACUACGUCCUCCAGGAAGCCCCCCUGGAAUUUUUCAACGAGUACAUCUUUGCCCUCACGAGCCACGUCUGCUACUGGGAAUCCGAGGACACGAUGCUGUUCCUGAUGAAGGAAAUCUACUCGAGCUUGGGCGUGCAAAGUGACAGCCAGAUUCCGCAGCAGACGAUGACGAUCGAGCGGCCGAUCGUGAGUCCGACGCCGUCGACGUCCUCCCAGUCCAACUACAACCUGUUUCCCCAGCAGUCCCAGCAGCAUCAGCGGCCAACGUCACCCGGGUGUAAUCGGUAAAGAGGUUGUUUGUUUUAUUUUUGUUUACGUUUUUCUUGUCUUUUUCGUUAUGAUAAAAACGCGUCUGUGUUUAACUUUAAGUUAUUUCUUUUUACAUUUUUUCCGGGGGAGUCAUCGAGUCAAAUGUUGUAAAUAUUGCUCCCAAAUUCAAUUACAUGAUUUAUUUUCUUCUCUAAAACCUUAAAUUCUGAUCACAUUAGCUAAACAUACAAAUUAAAUAACAACAUAAUCCCUGAUUGGUAGGCUAUAAUGAAAAAACAGUUUAAUCUGAAUGUUGUCUAUCGAAAUGUACUUUUUGAAACAGAGAUCGUAAAUAAUUUCGAUGUAUGUUGCUUACGGUAAGAUAUAUACAAACAUGAACUGUGCAGAAAACAAGUUUUUAGAAUAAAUAUUUUUAUCGGACAAAAACAAUAAAAUGCAGUUUUGUUUAUUUUUCUAAAAUUACCGAACAUUCCAAAAGCUAAAAGUAAAAUUAAAAUACUAUCAUACGUGUAGCAUUUCCCGAACACGGACGUCGACAUCAAGGAACCUAAACGUUCAAAUAAAAAAAUUAUUGAAGUUUAUAUCAAUUACACCGCGUAGCCAUCCUUCUGUACGGCCUACAAUUCUAAUUCUGCUUUCUUCCGGACUUCUGUCCUAUCACUUUCACUUCCGUUUUCACAGCCAUCUCCUUGUUUGGCAAGAUGUGUUUUAAAUCACUGAGGAGCCAUGUUUGCUAUUGAAAACGUCUGGUGCUUAAAAUUGGCUGCCCUCAUGUGUUUUCAUGCUUGGGUCGUAUGCACGGUUAGUCCCAUUUUAUGAAUCAGAAAAGCGGAUAUAUGAACUUCUAUCUUGGUAAAAUGGUGAUUUUUUAAUCUUUCGGAUUGCCGCAUUUUCAGAGUAUAGAGCGGAUGCUGUUUCUGUUAUCGUACAUCAGAAUAUACUCGUCGUAUGGUUGCAAAGGCGACGAUAUCUAUUGCGUUAAACACUGGUGUCGGG
Culex pipiens pallens (northern house mosquito) is the source of this 6156-nucleotide messenger RNA. RefSeq names its product mucin-5AC (gene PAPLA1). The coding region runs from base 388 to 5178 and encodes 1596 amino acids. Gene Ontology annotation, molecular function: metal ion binding. The transcript is spliced from 6 exons. Gene Ontology annotation, cellular component: COPII-coated ER to Golgi transport vesicle. NCBI's taxonomy places the organism in Eukaryota, Metazoa, Arthropoda, Insecta, Diptera, Culicidae. The record is from RefSeq and is a predicted model, not a curated record.